UCAGCCGGGUGAAGAGCGCGAGCGCACGCCAGUUGAUGUUCGCGCGCCGCGAGGAAGACACAUCCGCGCUCUCGCAGUGAACGUUUCAGUGCACUUGGUAUAAACCGUGGACCGUGAUACGAGCUGGUGAUUAUAUCCAAGGAAUAAAGUCGGAUGAAAAGGUAGACCACCUGAGAAGAAAACAACAUGAGGUUCUCGGCGAGGUUACAGUUGCUGACUUGCCUGGUGCUGUACGCGUCAUGCGCACACGCAAUCAUGGUGAAGUUCGGCACGAAGGACGGGCCCAUCGAGCCACCGCCGCCGGAGCGGCAGCUGCCGCCAGUGCAGCCUUUCCGCAUCCCGGCGCCCGUGUGGGAGGAACGAUCCAACGACACACCCGACCCUAACGCUCAAUGGCGGCCUCAACUCUUCAUACCGCAGCCGAGGUAUACUCAGGUAGUCUACUCUCCGAAGCCUCUAAACAACGCGCAAAGAUUCGUCAACUCGUAUAUACCGAUACGUCAACCCGUACAAGCCCAACCAAUUCAACCUCAGGCCUACUUCACACCUUCUCAGGUCUUGAGUUCACAAAGUCUACCUGGCUUCGGUCUGAGAUACUUCCUACCUACGUACAACCCUGAUGACAAGCCUAAACAAGUUAAGCAAGAAGACGCUAAAUUGAACGCAAUCGAUGCAAAUAAUCUAAAUGACAGAAGAGACUCAUCCAACGAUCUACAAUGGCAGUUCGAGAAGGAUUUAGCUAAGAGGAACACAAGAAACACGCAAGAGGCAGCGGUUCCCUACGUCUACCAGUUCCCAGCGCACGUGUCUCGGCAUCAGUAAUAAACUAAUCGUAGCAAUAAGUUAAACAGUAUCAUCGCAGUUCUAUUGAA
Messenger RNA from Cydia amplana, 872 nucleotides. RefSeq lists its product as uncharacterized. Lineage: Eukaryota; Metazoa; Arthropoda; Insecta; Lepidoptera; Tortricidae. The transcript is spliced from 5 exons. The record is from RefSeq and is a predicted model, not a curated record. Bases 187 to 822 code for a protein of 211 amino acids.